UUUAUGAAUGUGAAAGAUCCGAUAUGCAAAUACACGUGCCCACUUUCACCUUCAGAGUAACCGUUGGUGACAUAACCUGCACAGAUACCAGGAGAAGCUCAGAAACACCCUAGGACCCUCCUAGGGUUCUUCCAAGAAUUAGGGAGAAGCAGGAAAGGUUCUUGGAGCAGCCAUAGCUGGAUCAGUAGGUGCUGUCAAGUUUUAUAGUUUCAUAGAUUAUAGCAGAUUCCAUGACUCCAGAAUUUUCUGAACCUCUCCCUUUUCUGUAUGGACUCAUUUGGUACUUUGGGCCACUUGUACCACACUUGUUUCUGUAUCCAUGCAAAAUGAGGAAGGCAAAAGGCUUGAUAUACUCUAUAUUGAUUGCAUAGCAGCUUCUAGUUCCUCAUACUGUACAGGUGUUUUAAUAAACUUAUCUCCUUUUUUUAAUACAUGAGGAAAUGGGAUAAGAGAGAUUACAAGUAAUGUGCCCAAGGUCACGUGACAAUGGAGUUUUAGAGUUCACACUCACCUUAUUAUGGUCUGUGGUUUGAGCAAAUAACUGAAGCUGCCCAUUUGUACAUGUAGACAUUUUGUUUCCUAUGUGUCUAUUUAACUGCAAACAAAAAAAUUUUGAAUAGUAAUUUAAUUUGGAAGAAUGUCAAGAAAAAAAUUCAGCAGGAAGGCUGAAGUUCUACCAUCUUGUAAUCUGAAGGCAUCAUUUGUUUGUGUACCUGAAAAGCUCACGUCCACUAUUUUCAUUGAAGCCACUUUAAGAUAAUUUUGAAAUUUUUUUGUCUAUGUGUGCCAGCUGGAAGAUUCUUCAUGUGAACCAUAGAAUCAGCAAUGCAUUACUGCUUUAGCUGGUCUAUGUUUAAAUAUUCAGUAAAUGUUCAAGAAAAAGUAGUCUUCCCCCCCGCCCCAAAGUGUUAUAUACAAGAGAUUAACAACCUAUGGCAACCAUUCUGCCUAGGCUCCCUACUCUUCUUGCACUGCCCUGUCUUCCUAUGUAAGCUUAUCUCCACAGCUUCAAAUACUGAUAAUUUUGAAAUCAAUAUCUUCAGCCCGGGGUCCAGUAACAAAACAGUGUAUCAGCCUGUGUUUGCUGGAAAUCUUUGCUUGGAGGACCCAAAUGCACCUCUGUCUCUCACUGACUUAUACUGAAUCCAUUUUCUCUCAAAUCCAUUCCCCCUGCUUUCCCUAGCUCAGUAAAGGGCCCACCAUCACCAUUUGGCUCAUAGUAGAAAUUUGGGUCUCAUCUCCAUGACUUCUUCCCCUUCCUCGUGUCUCUUGUCCCGUCUAUCACCAAAUCUUACUUCCUAAAUAUCUCUUGAAUCUAUCUGUUUCUCUCUCUUCUUCCCAUUGCUACUGCUUGGGCCACUUGGAUUAUGGCUACAGCCUUAUAGCUGUACUUUCAGCUUCUAGCCUUGUGAUGUCCAUUCUCCAUACAACAACAGGAGUGUUCUUCCUGGCAUUCAAGUCUGUUCAUAUACUUCCUCUCCUUAAAAUCCAUCCAGGGGUUUUCCCAUAAUCCUCUGGAUGAAUACAGAUUUGUUAAUAUGAUUUGGAACCUUGCUUCUCAAAAUGUGAUCAACAGCAGCAUUGAUAUUACCUGGGCACUUGAUGGAAAUGCAGAAUAUCAGACCCCAUGCCAAACCUACUAGGUCAGAGUAUGCAUUUUAACAAAAUUCCCAGGCGUUUCCUAUUUGAGAAGCACAAAUAUAGGAGACUCUUUUCUGACCUCUGCUCCUACCCUACAACUCUCUAGCCUUUUAUCUCAAAAUUCCUUCCUUCAAGCUCUUGUUGUAACCAACUACAUGGGGCUCUUAAGAACACCGUGCUCUUUUCUCUGCCCAGAUUGUUGUUCUUAACCCCUAGCUCUCUUCAUGUUACUAGUUUUUACUAACCUUUAAAGUCUUUAUUUAGUUAUCUCCUCCUUCAUGAAACCUUUCCAAAUCCUUACUAAGAGUAGAGGAGCUGCCCCUUUUGUGUGCUCCCCUACAGCCUGCAUUUAGGCCUGUCAUUACAUAUACUGUUCCAUAUUUCAAACACCUGUUUACGGAAGAAAUUCCACACUAGGGUUUUGUGCUCUUUAAAAGUAUGGACUCUGUUUAGUUCUCUGCUAUAUCUCUAAUACCUACAUUAGUGGAUAAUUGAGUAUGGUGCAUGUGUCUUCUGACCCUUGAGCGUCACCCUUGAAAUUUAUUCCAGGCCUCCUUUCUUUCCUCCACACCAGAGAAAUGGGCAUGAGCAUUCUGAUACCACCUUCUAAGGGUUCUCAACACCUAGCUUGAACAAAGAAGGAAAAAUAUUGAAUUUACCAUUUACCAGAUAUGAUGACUUAACUGCAAUUAGGCAUCAAUGUCAGUGAUUAGUCAGGCUAGCCCCUACCGCCCCUUAGCUACCUGUAAGGGAUACAGAUUGUAUGCAAGACACAGAACAUAAACUCUCACCUUCUUCCCCAUAUAGCUUUUCCCACCCUGAACCCAACAUAUAGCCAUGAUUGCUUAUCCAGUCUAGGAGUUUAAUCCCAUAUAGGACAGGCUGUUAGAAUAAAAUUGUGCACAUUUUGCUGUAAGUGGCUCCCUUAAAGGAAACUUCUUGCUACAUAAGAAUUUCUCUCUGUGAAUAGGGAAAGAGUAAAAUACUAAGUUGCAUUUCUUCAGAAGGUGUAGAUACAGUCUACUUUAUUAUCACUUUAUGUAAUAAACAUAUAAUGUAGACAUAAUAUGGAUUUUUUUACACUAGUAUGCAUAGAAUUAAAUACAUAGAACAUUUAAAAUCAUGGGUUUUAUAAUGUAUUUCAUGUGGUGAAUAUUUUAUUAUAGUAUAUUUGUAGUAUGUUUUCAUUAGCUAGUGUAUACAUGUACAACCCGUAGUGACUUUGUUUUGCAUUAUGAAAACAUUUAUGCAAGCCUCACAUUUUCACAGCAUAUACUUUUUUUGUUGCUAACCUUAAUUCAGGUGAAGGUACAAGUAAGAAGCUGGCGAAACAUAGAGCUGCAGAGGCUGCCAUAAACAUUUUGAAAGCCAAUGCAAGUAUUUGCUUUGCAGUUCCUGACCCCUUAAUGCCUGACCCUUCCAAGCAACCAAAGAACCAGCUUAAUCCUAUUGGCUCAUUACAGGAAUUAGCUAUUCAUCAUGGCUGGAGGCUUCCUGAGUAUACCCUUUCCCAGGAGGGAGGACCCGCUCACAAGAGAGAAUAUACCACAAUUUGCAGGCUAGAGUCAUUUAUGGAAACUGGAAAGGGGGCAUCAAAAAAGCAAGCCAAGAGAAAUGCUGCUGAGAAAUUUCUUGCCAAAUUCAGUAAUAUUUCUCCAGAGAACCACAUUUCUUUAACAAAUGUGGUAGGACAUUCUUUAGGAUGUACUUGGCAUUCCUUGAGGAAUUCUUCUGGUGAGAAGAUCAACCUACUGAAAAGAAGCCUCCUCAGUAUUCCAAACACAGACUACAUCCAGCUGCUUAGUGAAAUCGCCAAGGAACAGGGUUUUAAUAUAACAUAUUUGGAUAUAGAAGAACUGAGUGCCAACGGACAGUAUCAGUGUCUCGCCGAACUGUCCACCAGUCCCAUCACGGUCUGCCAUGGCUCUGGGAUCUCCUGUGGCAAUGCACAGAGUGAUGCUGCCCACAAUGCUUUGCAGUAUUUAAAGAUAAUAGCGGAAAGAAAGUGAACUUGGAGCAACCUAGAAAACCCUCAGCAGCAUAGAAAAAGUUCCUCUCUCACCCCUUCCCAACUAAAACGUUUACUGUAAUGUUUGAGUUUGUGUGUUGUUUCUAAAUCUUUCAUAGAUUCCAUCUACACUACAGAUUUAAUUGUCUCAUAGUUGUUAUUAAACUCUUUUUAAUGGCUUCAACUUUGUAUUGGUAUAUUGUAUUUAUAAACUUUGUACCGUAGGCAGAGUGUAGCACCCAUUUGGCAAUGCCAUGUACGAGAAGGAAGAAACUGCAUGUUUAUUGAUGAUGAAGAUGAUGAAAUAAAACUGCUACCAACAGUCUUACUGGUGCUUAACCUCUUUGUACAAGGCUUUAUAAAGGGAAUUCAAAGGAGGCCCCUUAGAAUUAGUGUUGAGGAUGCACUAACAGCCUUUUAUUGAAUGUGAUUAUUACAUCCCAGGGAACAUGCUGGUCUGCUGUGUAUGUGAAUCCAUGUAAUAAAGAGCUGUUGUUUUAAA
Miniopterus natalensis is the source of this 4151-nucleotide messenger RNA. The record is from RefSeq and is a predicted model, not a curated record. NCBI's taxonomy places the organism in Eukaryota, Metazoa, Chordata, Mammalia, Chiroptera, Miniopteridae.